This is a messenger RNA of Chinchilla lanigera (long-tailed chinchilla), 4622 nucleotides long. RefSeq names its product phosphoinositide-3-kinase, regulatory subunit 5 (gene Pik3r5). Gene Ontology annotation, biological process: positive regulation of MAP kinase activity; G protein-coupled receptor signaling pathway. Gene Ontology annotation, molecular function: 1-phosphatidylinositol-3-kinase regulator activity. The record is from RefSeq and is a predicted model, not a curated record. The transcript is spliced from 20 exons. The coding region runs from base 240 to 2888 and encodes 882 amino acids. NCBI's taxonomy places the organism in Eukaryota, Metazoa, Chordata, Mammalia, Rodentia, Chinchillidae. Gene Ontology annotation, cellular component: phosphatidylinositol 3-kinase complex, class IB.
UGGGACUUGCUACGGGCUCCAGCCGCGGCGCGGUGGUCCCUGUCAUCGCCCGAGUUGCGAGGAGUCUCGGCUGGAGAGGGCCGCGGCGCCCGGCGGGAACUGCAGCCGCACUCUGAGAUGGCUACAGCUACUGCUGCAUUUUACAGACCAAGAAACUGAGGGUCAACGCCAUUCAACCAGAAGGUACCAGAGCUGGGUUCACUCUGGCUUCUGCUCUUGACCAGAGGCAAUGACUCACGAUGCAGCCAGGGGCCACGACGUGCACGGAGGACCGCAUCCAGCAUGCCCUGGAGCGCUGCUUGCAUGGACUCAGCCUGGGCCGCCGCUCCUCGUCCUGGUCAGCCGGGCUCUGUCUGAACUGUUGGAGCCUACAGGAGCUAGUGAGCAGGGACCCGGGCCACUUCCUCAUCCUCCUGGAGCAGAUCCUGCAGAAAACCCGGGAGGUCCAAGAAAAGGGCACCUAUGACCUCCUCACCCCGCUGGCUCUGCUCUUCUAUUCCACUGUCCUUUGUACACCACAUUUCCCACCAGACUCAGAUCUCCUUCUGAAGGCAGCCAGAACCUACCACCGGUUCCUGACCUGGCCUGUUCCUUACUGUAGCAUCUGCCAGGAACUGCUCACCUUCAUCGAUGCGGAACUCAAGGCCCCAGGAAUCUCCUACCAGCGACUGGUGAGAGCUGAGCAGGGUCUGCCCCUCAGGAGUCACCGAAGUUCCACAGUCACGGUGCUGCUGCUGAACCCAGUGGAGGUGGAGGCCGAAUUCCUUGCCGUGGCCGACAAGCUGAGUGCACCCGAGCACUCACCCCAUAGUGCCUACACUACUUUGCUCCUGCAUGCCUUCCAGGCCACCUUUGGGGCCCACUGUGACCUUCCAGGCCUGCAUAGCAAGCUGCAGUCGAAGACCCUGGCAGAGCUCGAGGACAUCUUCACAGAGACGGCAGAAGCGCAGGAGUUGGCAUCCAGCAUCAGGGAUGCAACGGAAGCCCGCCAGUGGCUCAAGACAAAGCUGCAGGCAGUAGGAGAAAAGGCCGGCUUCCCUGGGGUCUUAGACACUGCAAACCCUGGGAAGCUCCACACCAUCCCCAUCCCUGUCGCCAGGUGCUAUACCUACAGCUGGAACCAGGACAGCUUUGACGUCCUGCAGGAAAUCCUACUGAAGGAACAGGAGCUGCUACAGCCGGGGAUCCUGGGGGACGAUGAGGAGGAGGAAGAGGAAGAGGAAGAGGAAGAGGAGGAGGAGGAAGAGGACUUGGAAACCCAUGGGCAUUGUGCUGAGAGGGACUCACUGCUCUCCACCAUUUCUUUUGCAUCUCACGACUCCACCCUGUCCCUUGCCUCUUCCCAAGCCUCAGGGCCAGCGCUCUCCCGGCACCUGCUGACCUCCUUUGUCUCGGGCCUCUCAGAUGCCAUGGACAGUGGCUACAUGGAGGACAGUGAAGAGAGUUCCUCUGAGUGGCCCAAAAAGCCUGGCAGCGAGGGGCACCGGGGUCACCGCAGGCCCAGGCAGAAAUUCAACAGGAUCUAUAAACUCUUCAAGAGCACCAGCCAACUGGUGCUGCGGAGGGAUGCUCGGGGCCUGGAGAACAGCCCGGACACAGCCCUGCCCCUGCGGCGAGCAGGAAGCCUCUGCAGCCCCCUGGACAUUCCGGUGCAGCUCCACUCCCGGGCCCAGCGCUCACAGUCCCUGCCCCAGCCCCAGCUCAGCGCCCAGCUGCCUCGCUGGCUCCUGGCCCCCUCUUUGUGCCACCAGCGCCGCCGCCCCUUUUUGAGUGGGGAUGAGGACCCCAAGGCUUCCACACUACGGGUUGUUGUCUUCGGCUCUGAUCGGAUUUCAGGGAAGGUGGCUCGGGCAUACAGUAACCUCCGGAGGCUGGAGAACACUCACCCACUCCUCACUCGGUUCUUCAAGCUUCAGUUCUUCUACGUGCCUGUGAAGCGAAGCCAUAGUACUGGCACUAGUGCCUGCCCAGCCUCUCCAAACAAGGCAUCUCCACUCCCCACAGACUCCCUGCGACACCCUAGUCCCACAGAGCUGGGCACAGGCCCAUGGGAGGACAGCACCAAUGACAUCUCCCACUACCUCGGCAUGCUUGACCCCUGGUAUGAGCGCAACGUGCUGGGCCUCAUGAACCUGCCCCCUGAGGUCCUGUGCCAGCACUCCCUGAAGGCUGAAUCCAGGCCCCUGGAGGGCUCCCCUGCCCAGCUGCCCAUCCUGGCCGACAUGCUGCUCUACUACUGCCGCUUUGCCUCCCGCCCGGUGCUCCUGCAGGUCUAUCAGACAGAGUUGACCUUCGUCACUGGGGAAAAAACAACCGAGAUCUUCAUCCACUCCCUGGAGCUGGGUCACUCCGCUGCCACGCGAGCCAUCAAGGCUUCAGGUCCUGGCAGCAAGCGGCUGGGCAUCGAUGGCGACCGGGAGGCCGUCCCUAUAACACUACAGAUUAUUUACAGCAAGGGGGCCAUCAGCGGAAGGAGCCGCUGGAGCACCGUGGAGAAAGUCUGUACCUCUGUCAACCUCAACAAGGCCUGCCGGAAGCAGGAGGAGCUGGACUCCAGCAUGGAGGCCCUGACGCUAACCCUGACAGAAGUGGUGAAAAGGCAGAACCCCAAGUCCAAGAAGGGCUUUAACCAGAUUAGCACCUCACAAAUCAAAGUGAACAAGGUACAAAUCAUUGGCUUCAAUGGCUGCCCCUUUGCUGUGUGUCUGGACCAGGAUGAGAGGAAGAUUCUGCAGAGUGUGAUCAGGUGUGAAGUGUCACCUUGCUACAAACCAGAGAAGAGCAGCCCACCACCCCAAAGACCUCCCGACCCCCUGGCCCAGGCUGCACCUGACCUCUGCUCCCUGCUCUGCCUGCCCAUCAUGACUUUCAGCGGAGCUCUGCCCUAGCUGGCCCUGGCACCAGACUGACAGGAAGCCCUGGGCAGGUUCCUCCAGAUCCCUCUCUGGGACAGUCACUCUCUGUGGAGAACUGAGUGGCCCUGUGCUGGAUCACGGUCUCUCUGUAGGCCUGCAGCAGACCACAAGCAUGGUGGGAGAUCAUAUCUGGAGCCUCAGACAUCUGGGAACAGAGCAGACAUGAGGAGAGAGUGGCAUGAACACAUGCCUCUCAGAUUCCUCUUAGCAGAAGAAGAAAGAAGAGUUGGCCUUCACGGGGUGCUCUGGCCUGUAGUUAGGCCUCCUCUCUCAGCCCUUGGCUGGGCCCAGCCUUGCUUUGUCCAAGACGUGGCGUCUCUCUUUCUGAAAUUCAGUCCUCUCUACUCUGGGACACAGGUGGGAGAAAUCUGGAUGAAUCUUUUCUUUCCUGACCUUCAAUACCAUCUUUUCAGCUCCCAUAUCACAUAUCCCAUCCACCCACCCGCACUUGCUGUCUCAAGUUCCCUGGGACCUCUGACAAAGCAGCACUAACAUUUGUAACGUUUGACCUCUCUGUUAUCAGGACCGGGUACACGUUCUGUCUUGAACCUCUUCCUGGAUCUGAGAUUCUGGGAACACAGAGCAGGCUUACAUUCAGUAGCAGCUCAGUUGCUUUCUAGCUAAAUAACCAGAGGAAGUUAGUGAAAUUCUUUGAACCUGUAUUUCCUCGGCACUAAAAUGGGAGGGAAGUAAGACUUCCUUAUAGUGCUGAAACUAUAAACAAAGCCCCUUGCCCAGUGCCUCCCUCCUGGCAAAUGCUCAGCAAAGGUUGGCAUAUUGCCCCUCCUAAUGCUGAGUCCCUGUCCCCAGUCACAGGGAUAUGCGCUGCCUCGUGGAUGCUUGUCACCCACUCCUUCCCAACCCCACUGUGAGGCAGAACUCAGACUGAGAGCGUAAGGAGUGAUCAGCUCUACCUUCCAAAGAAGGAAGUGUGCUUGACAGGGCAAGAAGGGUCACCAGAUGUUCUGCCUUCCAUCUCUUCUCUGUCAGACUGGUCCCACUGCUCCCGCUCCCACUUCACCUGGUGCACACUGUGUGCACAAUUUCAACCCACACUAGUUCACUGGCACCGUCCUGGCACCUGGGCAAGACCUCACAUGGCUAGAGGGUGGAGGGACUGAAUCACGAGCUUGCUCAGCGGCACGUGCACAGGAAAUGAUCAGCACAUGACAGAACACAAGAGUCUAAUAUUUGAAGCUACCAGGUUGGCUUGGUUUGAGGAGUUGACACAAAGGUGGCUAGGGUGCCCGGGGAGGGCCGGACCAGCAUUUGGGCCGGCACAUGCGGGGAAAGUGAUCAUGGAAACAACCCUGGCUUCUGCGCUGGCCCCCUCCUUCCUGUCUUCUGAUUCAUUCUGUUCAAAAUGUCCCAGGCUUGGGCUGGGGAUUUAGCUCAGUGGCACAGCACCUGCCUGGCAAGCUCAAGGUUGUGAGUUCGAUUCCCGGUACUGGGGGGGGGGGGAAAAGUCCCAGGCUUAUCAGAGCCCAUAAAAUCCUAGCUCAUGAUUUCAGAGUGGACAGAUCCACUCUGUCACCAUCCCCCAUCCCAGCCUUCUGUAUUUUCAACCAUCCAGAAGAGUUGUCAGCUGUGUAACUUUAUCCCUUUCUAUUGUGCAGACAAGUUGAUCUACUACAUGAUCAAUAAAUGUACAGGAAUUGAUGUAUGAAAUUUAAUAUUAUUGUCAAAUAAAACUUAAUUUUUCUGGUA